AUGAUGGGUAAUAAUGGAUAUAGAGUUGUUAUGUUAGGUAAAGGUGCAGUGGGUAAAACUUCUAUUUCUACACAAAUGGUUUCAGGAAUUUUUAAAUCAUUAUAUGAACCAACAAUUGAAGAUACAUUUAAAACAUCACUAGAUAUAGAUGGAACAGUUUGUGUAUUAGAAAUACUAGAUACUGCUGGACAAGAAGAAUAUAAUAGUUUAAGAGAUCAAUAUGUCAAAUUAGGAGAUGGAUUUAUAAUUGUAUAUUCUAUUAUUGAACAACAAUCUUUCUUUGAUGUCAGUACUUAUAAAGACUCAUUACGUGUUUUACUUAGUAAAACUCAAGAAGAAAGAAUCAAUGCCUGUUUGUGUGGAAAUAAACUUGACCUUGAAGAAUAUCGUGUUGUUACUACAGAAAAUGCUGCAGCAUUAGCAAAAGAAUGGCAUAUGUUAUUUUAUGAAGUUAGUGCUAAAACUAAUCAAAAUAUUACAGAAAUGUUUAAAAGUGUUAUUAGAAUGAUUAAAGAAGAUCGUGAACUUCAUCAACCACAACAGAAAUUAAAUGAAACAGAAGAAAAGAAGAAAAGAUGUUUGCUUCUAUAA
Messenger RNA from Entamoeba histolytica HM-1:IMSS, 591 nucleotides. Its product is annotated as Ras family GTPase. Gene Ontology annotation, molecular function: GDP binding; GTP binding; GTPase activity. The transcript has 2 exons. NCBI's taxonomy places the organism in Eukaryota, Evosea, Mastigamoebida, Endamoebidae. The record is from RefSeq and is a predicted model, not a curated record. Gene Ontology annotation, cellular component: plasma membrane. The coding region runs from base 1 to 591 and encodes 196 amino acids. Gene Ontology annotation, biological process: Ras protein signal transduction.